This is a messenger RNA of Cinclus cinclus, 2502 nucleotides long. RefSeq names its product FAM161 centrosomal protein A (gene FAM161A). NCBI's taxonomy places the organism in Eukaryota, Metazoa, Chordata, Aves, Passeriformes, Cinclidae. The transcript is spliced from 7 exons. The record is from RefSeq and is a predicted model, not a curated record. Gene Ontology annotation, biological process: cilium organization. Bases 1 to 2502 code for a protein of 833 amino acids. Gene Ontology annotation, cellular component: photoreceptor connecting cilium; ciliary basal body; cilium.
AUGGAGGACGCGCACCGGGCCGCCCGCCUGGCCGCCUCCUGCCUCCGCACGCCGCUCGACCCGCGCACACGGGCACCAGCCGCGCUCUACGAGCGGGGACCGCCGCCCGCCGCGCAGGAUGGCUUUGACUUGGAUUCAAAUACCAACAGAGAGCAGACCUCCCCUCCAAAGACAGACUGUGACAAUUGGAUAGACUUUUCCAAAAUGUACAAUUCAAAUCAAGAGUAUUACUUUAAGCUGGAAGAGUUGAAGAAUGCCCACAUGGAGACCAUGGCAAAACUGGAAAGUAUGUAUCGGAACAAACCCUAUUUAAAAGGAGUACAAGCCCUGGAUAAGAGAAAUCACACCUCUCCAAACUGUUGUAGGCCAACUUGGGACAAGACCUCAUAUCAGCCUCUUAACCUGCAGAAAUCCUUUUCAGACUCAGACUUAAGUGAUCCCUUGGACUCGAGUGUGUCUGACAUGUCUGAGGUAGAAUUAGUGUUUGAAGAAAACAGCAGUGAAACUGCAUCAUCCUCGUUUGCUAGGCAGCAGAUUGAAAAAAUGUGGGAUGGGUUCUCUCUGGAAGACUAUAUAUCCCGUGCCAGGCACAGCUUGCCCAGCUCACCACCCUGCAGGAAGGUGCCCAAGAAACAGAAAGCAUGGUCUCCCAGAAUCACCGUGCCCAAGCCCUUCCAGAUGACCAUCAGGGAAGCCCAGAAGAAAGAGCAGAACGUCAAAUCCAAGUCACAGAUGGAACUGGAAAAUCACUUACUGAAGAAGCAGCUAGAGGAGGAAGCAGAGUGUCAGAAAAAAUUCCGAGCCAAUCCCGUGCCUGCCGCCGUCCUCCUACCACUCUACCAUGACAUUGUGCAGCAGAAUGAGAAGCGCAGGAGGUCUGUGAAGGAGACGAGCAAACUCAAGCUCCUGGCUUCCCAAAAGCCAUUUAAAUUCAUUGAGCGAGAGAGGCAAAAGAGAGAAACCAGGAAAAUGCAGUUAAAAGAUGUUUUGCCACCUGAAAAUAAAACAAAAGUGUUCAGAGCAAGACCAGUCCCAAAAUUUGUUUAUAGUCCAGAUUACAAUGACAAGCUGAAGGAGAAGGAGCUCUACAGGGAAAUCAGGAUCAGGAUGAGAGCAGAGGAGCUCCUACGAAAUUCAAGUGUACCCAACAGCAGACUGGCCUUAAAGGAGGCCAACGAAAAGAAGAAACACAAGAGCACUGAACACAAACCCAAGAUCAAGCCAAUCAUUCCUGAUUUUGAUCUCCUACAUGAGAAAUUCCAGAAACGCCUCCUACAACAAAAAAGAGUGAAACCCCUCACAGUCUGUGAGCCUUUCCACCUUUUUACUUCAUACAUUCCAUCAAACAAGGACAAGAUCUUGAAGGACAUUCAAGAGGAUGAAGAAACAUUGAAGGAAACACGGUGGCCAUUUGCCUCUCUGAGACGGAAACCUCAGAUGGGGCAGGCAGGGUCAAACCCACAUCUCUUGGGAAGAGGAAAAUCCAAAUAUCCCAAAACCACAGAAUCCACAAGACGACGGCUACAAGCUCUAAGGAAUUCCCUUGAGGAAAAAAGAAAGCUGGAAGAACAACAAAAGAGGAACAGAACCAAGCAGAAACAAAGAACGAAAAAAUUCCAGAAAAUUGUGGUGGCUCGGGCUGAGGCCAAUGACCCACAUCAGAGCCUAGCUCAGAUGUCUAAAUCCAGAUUAAAAACAUUCAGGAACAACGAGAGGCAGAGAAGGCAGGAAUAUUUGCAAGAACUGCAAGAAAUGGAAAAAAGAGUAAAACAAAUGCCAUUGCUUUUUGAAAGAGUUGCUCAGAAAAAUGCCAGAAUAGCUGCAGAAAAGUAUUAUUCAAACAGACUGAGAGCACUGGGGAUCUGCCCAGAGUUUGUUUCAAAGAAAGGAGGAGCAGCCAAAUCACUGCAGUUUUCCAGUGCUGGAGAUUUUACCUCUGUUGCUGUCAGAGAAAGAAUCAUCAAGGUUAAAGCGAAAAAAGGGGAAUCCUUUGAGGAAGCAACUGGUGACAAUCCCCAGUGUGAGCAGUCCUGGGAGGAAGAGGAGGAAGAGAAGGGACAAGGUGUCAGAACCUCCACCCCACAUGAGCAGUGCAGUGACCUGGAGGAUGGGGAUGAGGCCAGAGCCAGCCCUGAUGUCCUUGGGCCUGAAUCCAGCCAUGACAGUGAUGAGGAGGAGGGGGAGGAGGAAGAGGAAGCAAAGUCAAGCCCAUCACUUGGUCAUUCUGAGGAGGAGGAAGAAGAAGCCAAGGCAGACCUGUCACUUGGUCAUUCCCAGGAGGAAGAAGAGGAGGAAGAGAAAGUAAAGGCAGAUCCAUCGCUUGGCUAUUCCCAAGAGGAGGAGGAGGAAGAGUCCAGGCCCAGCUCUGGGUCUGACAGGUGCCAGGAGCACAAAGAGGAAGCUCAGUCAGACCCUGAAGAUGAAAGUGCCUCCCAGUAUAAGGAUGAGGAAUAUGACAGUGAUGAUUCCCAGGAGAAGCCCAGUGAUGAUGGAGAGGACUGA